Molecule: messenger RNA, 489 nt
Organism: Procambarus clarkii (red swamp crayfish)
Lineage: Eukaryota; Metazoa; Arthropoda; Malacostraca; Decapoda; Cambaridae
Source: RefSeq, a predicted model, not a curated record
AUGGCGGCGUCAACAUGGCGGCGUCAACAUGGCGGCGUCAACAUGGCGGCGUCAACAUGGCGGCGUCAACAUGGUGGCGUCAACAUGGCGGCGUCAACAUGGCGGCGUCAACAGGACAGCGUCAACAUGGCGGCGUCAACAUUGCGGCGUCAACAUGGCGGCUUCAACGUGGAGGCGUCAAAACGUGAGAUAUCAACACGUGAGGCGCCAAAACGUGAAACGCCAUCAUGUGAGGUGCCAACACGUGAAGCGUCAACACGUGAAGCGCCAACACGUGAAGCGCCAGUACGUGAAGCGCCAACACGUGAAGCGCCAGUACGUGAAGCGCCAACACGUGAAGCGCCAGUACGUGAAGCGCCAACACGUGAAGCGCCAGUACGUGAAGCGCCAACACGUGAAGCGCCAGUACGUGAAGCGCCAACACGUGAAGCGCUAGUACGUGAAGCGCCAACACGUGAAGCGCUAGUACGUGAAACCCCAACACGUUAA